Messenger RNA from Oryza sativa Japonica Group (Japanese rice), 429 nucleotides. The record is from RefSeq and is a predicted model, not a curated record. NCBI's taxonomy places the organism in Eukaryota, Viridiplantae, Streptophyta, Magnoliopsida, Poales, Poaceae.
AUGGAGGACUGGGUCGUCCUCAGCGGCAGCGACGGCGGCGACAGCGUGGAGCUCCACGACGGCAGCGAGAGCAGCUUCGCGGUCGUGCACGAGAACGCAGAGAUAUCUGACGCGACAGAGAGCAACUAUGACCACGUCGACUCCAAGAUCGCCGCCGCCAAGGACACGACCUUCUCCGGCGAGGAGGACUUGGAUGAUGAGACCGACGAUGACAUUGAUCAAUGCUUUGAUGAGGAGGACGGAAUCUGUGAGGAGAACCCCGAUGACGAAAUCUUCGACGACGAUGAGGAAAUCGACUGCGAGGAAGAAUUGGAUGAUGAUGAUGAUGAGAGCCUCGACGCUGAUGACGUUGAAUGCUUUGAUGCAGAGGACAUAAUCUGCAAGGAGAACCCGGACGAUGAAAUCAUGUCCCACUUAUUAUUAACCUAG